UCCCGCGGCGGUGGGCGGGCUCAGGCGUUCCCCGCCCCGCCAACCGCCCGAGCGGAGCCGCCGCGGCCGGAGCCCGAUGCCGGGAGCUGGGCGCUGAGGGCGGCCCCGAGAUGGGGAUUCUCAGCAUCACGGACCAGCCUCCUCUGGUCCAAGCCAUCUUCAACCGCGAUGUAGAGGAGGUGCGGUCGCUGCUGAAUCAGAAGGAGAAUAUCAAUGUACUGGACCAAGAAAGACGAACGCCGCUGCAUGCUGCUGCCUACCUAGGAGAUGUUGCAAUCCUUGAGCUCCUCAUACUGUCAGGUGCUAACGUUAACGCAAAGGACACUGUCUGGCUCACCCCAUUACACCGCGCUGCGGCUUCUCGUAACGAGAAAGCACUUCACCUCCUCCUGAAGCACUCGGCAGACGUCAAUGCCCGCGACAAGUAUUGGCAAACGCCUCUGCAUGUCGCCGCUGCCAACCGGGCCACCAAGUGUGUGGAGGCCAUCAUCCCCCUGCUGAGCACUGUUAACGUCGCAGACCGCACGGGCCGCACGGCGCUGCACCAUGCCGUGCACAGCGGCCACCUCGAGAUGGUGAACCUGCUGUUAAACAAAGGGGCCAGCCUGAGUACUUGCGACAAGAAGGAUCGCCAGCCCAUCCACUGGGCAGCUUUUCUGGGGCAUUUGGAAGUUCUGAAGCUGCUGGUGGCCCGGGGAGCCGACGUGAUGUGUAAGGACAAGAAGGGCUACACCCUGCUGCACACGGCAGCAGCCAGCGGCCAGAUCGAGGUUGUGCGUCACCUGCUGAGGCUGGGCGUGGAGAUCGACGAACCGAACUCCUUCGGUAACACUGCACUUCACAUCGCCUGUUACAUGGGCCAAGAUGCCGUGGCCAACGAACUGGUCAAUUACGGCGCCAACGUCAAUCAGCCUAAUGAGAAGGGCUUCACCCCUCUGCACUUUGCUGCCGUCUCCACCAAUGGGGCCCUGUGCCUGGAGCUCCUCGUGAACAACGGGGCCGACGUCAACUUUCAGAGUAAGGAAGGGAAGAGCCCCUUGCACAUGGCUGCCAUCCACGGGCGGUUCACGCGUUCACAGAUCCUCAUUCAGAAUGGCAGUGAGAUUGACUGUGCUGACAAAUACGGCAAUACCCCCCUCCACGUUGCUGCUAGAUAUGGCCACGAGCUGCUAAUUAGUACUUUGAUGACGAAUGGUGCUGACACUGCAAGGCGUGGGAUCCACGACAUGUUCCCUCUGCACUUAGCUGUUCUCUUUGGAUUUUCAGACUGUUGUCGUAAGCUACUUUCCUCAGGUCAGUUGUACAGUAUCGUCUCCUCGCUGAGCAAUGAGCACGUGCUGUCCGCAGGCUUCGAUAUCAACACACCUGAUAACCUUGGGAGGACUUGCCUCCACGCUGCUGCUUCUGGAGGGAACGUUGAAUGUCUUAAUUUGCUGUUGAGCAGCGGUGCUGACUUGAGGAGGAGAGAUAAAUUUGGAAGGACUCCACUGCACUACGCAGCUGCCAACGGCAGCUACCAGUGUACGGUGACACUGGUCACUGCAGGAGCCACUAUUAACGAGGCUGACUGUAAAGGCUGUACCCCCUUACACUAUGCUGCUGCUUCGGACACGUACAGGAGAGCAGAGACUCAUUCAGGAAACAGCCAUGACACUGACGAGGAGCCGCUGAAGGAGUCCAGGCUGAAGGAGGCGUUCUUUUGUUUAGAGUUCUUGCUGGAUAAUGGUGCUGACCCAUCCCUCCGGGACAAGCAGGGAUAUACUGCUGUCCACUAUGCAGCUGCAUACGGCAACAGGCAGAACCUUGAGCUGCUCCUGGAAAUGUCUUUUAACUGCCUGGAGGAUGUGGAAAGCACCAUUCCAGUCAGCCCUUUGCACUUAGCUGCCUAUAAUGGUCACUGUGAAGCCCUAAAGACACUUGCCGAAACCCUCGUGAACCUCGAUGUGCGGGACCACAAGGGGCGGACGGCGCUGUACCUUGCCACGGAGAGAGGCUCCACGGAGUGCGUGGAGGUGCUCACCAGCCACGGCGCGUCCGCCCUGGUGAAGGAGAGGAAGAGGAAGUGGACCCCUCUCCACGCCGCAGCUGCCAACGGGAACACCGAUUCCCUGCACCUCCUGAUAGACAGCGGGGAGCGGGCAGACAUCACCGAUGUCAUGGACAUCCACGGCCAAACCCCGCUGAUGCUGGCGAUCAUGAACGGCCACGUUGACUGUGUCCACCUGCUGCUGGAGAAGGGCUCCACAGCCGACGCAGCGGACAAGAGGGGAAGGACUGCGCUGCAUCGAGGGGCUGUGACGGGCUGUGAGGACUGCCUGGCUGCUCUGCUGGACCACGAUGCCUUCGUUCUGUGUCGGGAUUUCAAAGGCCGGACCCCGAUCCACUUUGCUUCGGCAUGCGGACACUUAGAAAUCCUGAGGACCCUGCUGCAGGCAGCCCUCUCUACUGACCCUCUGGACUCUGUGGUGGACUAUAGCGGUUACUCACCGAUGCACUGGGCUUCGUACAGCGGGCAUGAAGAUUGUCUUGAAUUGUUACUUGAACACAAUCCAUUUGCGUACCUAGAAGGAAAUCCCUUUACUCCAUUGCACUGUGCAGUAAUUAACAACCAGGACGGCACUGCUGAAAUGCUGGUGGAAGCAUUAGGUGCCAAGAUUGUUAAUAGCAGAGAUGCCAAAGGAAGGACACCCCUUCACGCUGCUGCCUUUGCAGACAACAUCCAUGGUUUACAGCUGCUGCUGCGCCACCAAGCCGAGGUGGACACGACUGACAAGCUGGGGAGGACUCCCCUCAUGAUGGCUUCAGAGAAUGGGCACACUGCAGCAGUUGAGUUCCUGCUGUAUCAAGCAAAAGCAAAUAUAACUGUGCUGGAUGUCAACAAGAACACAGCUCUUCACCUGGCCUGCAGCAAGGGUCAUGAAAAGUGUGCCUUGUUGAUCCUGGGGGAAACCCAAGACCUUGGCCUUAUCAAUGCAAGUAACAGUGCUCUGCAGAUGCCGCUCCACAUCGCAGCGCGGAACGGGCUGGCCGCUGUUGUCCAGGCCCUGCUCAGCAGAGGUGCCACUGUGCUGGCUGUGGAUGAAGAAGGUCAUACCCCAGCCUUGGCAUGCGCUCCCAACAAGGACGUAGCCGACUGCCUGGCACUUAUCCUCUCCACCAUGAAGCCUUUCCCACCUAAAGACGCCAUCAGCUCUUUCAGCUUCAACCUCCUCAAGAACUGCGGCAUUGCAGCCAAAACCGCGGCCUGCGGGGCCCUGCCCAACGGCAGCACCUGCCCCUACAGCAAGGACCGGCACAAUGCCAUCGGCUUAGACGGCUGUUACUCGGAGUAGCUUAAACUAUGGGUGACCUAAUAUCUUAUUAUAUUUAUUUAGAAAUUCUAUAAAUAUAGGGCACUUUAAAGGAGAACAAGACUGGGCAGGCCUUCUAGCAUGGCCGGGUGGACCAAGAGUUCAGUGCUUCUUCCUCUUCUUGCUGGAGUGCCGGUGUGGUGCCGAAGCUGCUAAUUGGCAUGAUGAGCAGUUGGCAGCGCUGCUCCAUGAGCCCCCACGCUCCCAUCCCUGCGUGGCCUCUGCGCUGCUGCCCCCAGGCUGCUGCUGGCUCCAUGGCCAGAGAGAACCAAAAUGAGAAAAAAAAAUCAAAAAAAAAAAAAAAAGCAGCCGGUUGGGACCAUCCAGUGGCCUGGGAAGGGGAUUUGGCUCCCGGCUUUUGGGGUGAAUCAAAAUCUUCCCAGUCCCCUGCCCUCGGGGGUGGCGGUGUCCCUGUGCCGCUGCCAGCCAGGAGGGGGAAGCCUGAACUCUUGGUGGGGUCUGGGGGGGAUUCGGGAACUGGACGGCCUUGCAGCCGCUGGGGUGGGCGCUAGCUCCUGGCCAAGUGCCACUGUAACUGCUCCUCUCUCUGAGUCACUUUUCUCACGCUCAUCCUUUGAUUCCAAUACAAACACUUGAAUCAAGAUCUACUGUACCUGGGACACUAAAAUAUCCUUUUGGCAGCUGUCAUUUUUAUGCAAAAACGGGUGCUGCUGCCCAACCCCGCGGGCUGCUUGCCACGGAUGCGCUGCUGGAACCUCCCUCCCUCCACCAGGCACUUUAGGGAUUCUGUUGUUUUUUGUUCUUUUUUUUUUUUUUUUCCUUGGCAAAACGAUGGAUCCUAAGAAAUGAUUCGUUUUUGGAUUUUCGUUCUCUGUAUUGGAGUUGGACUGAUGAUCCUUAAGGGUCCCUUCCAACUCAAGAUGUUCUAUUCUAUGAUUCUAUUGCAUGGCUGUUUCCAUGUGAAAGUCAGUGUUGCUUUUUUUUUUUUUUUUUUUAAAAAGAGUUAUUUAUAAAGAAAUGAGCAUUUACCUUUAAAAAUGAACAUUUACCUUUAAAAAAAACAACAAAAAUCACUAAAAAAAAUCUAAAAGUUCUAGUUCCUUUAGUUCCUUUAAAUAAGGAAAAAAAUGCACUUCGAAGUCCUUAUUCACAACCCUAAGUAAGUCUGUGUUUAUUUUUCUAAUGCAGCAUCCUGGCAGGUUUUACUAGCGUGCGUGUAUGUGGGAUCAUUGUUUUUUGUUUUGGGUUUUCUUUUUUAAGUUUAGAAAUCAUAUUUAUAAUGCAGGUUUGAAGCAUUUGAGAAUGUUGCACUGUUUUGGAUUAUUUUUUUUCCAUUUUUUUUUUCCUUCCGAAUUACUGUAACAGUACCACGUGCAAAACCAAUACUCUUUCUCCAUACCACGAGUCCGUUCGAAGCCAAAGACCGGGGUGCAGAGAUCGAGAACGGGCUGACAGGGCAAAAAGCCUCCUCCGGGCAGGAGGGGAGUGGGGAGGAGGCUCGGGGGGAGGCUCCAGCCUCCUCUGUCCGUCUGUCCGGCGCCUCUCUCGGUCGGUCAGCCACCCGGCCCGGGGAUGCGUGAGCCCUGUGCGGCGUGAGGAGAAGCGUUUCAGUCACCGACCCGGCGCCUUGCUCCGUCCGUCUGUCCCCGGUUGUUGUGGCACAGAGGCGGAUCUGGGCAGGGCGUUGGGGCGCGGUUACGUUGGCGGGCCUUGGGGCCGGCGUCGCACUGCGGCUUGCUUGUACCAAAGCCAAACCCUCCGAACCAAAUACGAAGCGCCGGUCUCGGCCUGGGGGUGACGAGCGCGUUUUUGGUUGCUUUUUGUUCUUCGUGGCUCACGGAGGAGCUGCCCCUCGCCCCAGCGUGGUGCCAAGCCCCCCGCCUGGGGCCGGUUCACCGUCAGCACCUCGGGGUGCUGCAGGUGGUGCUGCUCCCGCAGGGGCUUUGCUCCUUCGCCCCCACUCUGCGCCAGGCUCGGUGGCCGACCCCUCCCCGCUCACCCCCGAUCCUCCGGCUUGAAAGAAAGUGUUAACCUUUCUGCACCGAAUACCUCAGUUCGGAACCAGAGCUCACGAAACUUGAAUAAAAAGGUCCUUCUUGGAGACCCUUUUCAGUAUUCUACAGAGGAGAACUGGAAAAAGAGACUUGUUUACAUGGCCGUCGAGCCCGCGCUUGCCUCUUGCAGCUCGUUCCCGUUCCGGAAUGGAUUUUGGCAUCGCUUUGUCUCUCUGGCUUCUUGCUGCCAGCCAUCGCCCUCCCGCCGCGGGCUGGGAAAAUGGGUCCAAAGUCCUGAGCCGUCGUCUUCAAGGGCUAACGCGCUCCCCCGGGCGCACGGCGCGGCCGAGCCGCCCUCCCGUGGCCGAUGGUGCCGGUGGCACCGAGCCGGGCCGAGCACGGCGGCGGCAGAGCUCGGGCUGCCGUGGGCCGGGUGCCGACAUCCCGCUCUGAUCGCAGCUUUUUUCUUGUAGCCAGGGUGAGAGAAUUCCUCAGAGCACACAGAGUUCGCUGCUUUUCCUUCUCCCCUCUCUUCUUUUUUUUCUUUUGAGCGUUAUUGUGGUUUUCUUUUUUUUUUUUUACGAGAAGAAACCCAAUCUUUUUUUUUCUUUUUGCCUUCUUUCCGUGCUACAAGUUACCUUUCACUCAACACGACGACUAAAACUAUGACGAGACAAUCAAUGUGAUCUCCGUAAGGGCUUCUCCAUUUCUUCUCUGCAGCACCAUGCUUUCUGUGCGCGUGUUCUUUGCUCUUGGCGAGGACUUUUUUCUCCCCUCCCCUUGUGUCUUAUUAAUAAUAAUAAUAAUGAGGAGGAGGAGGAGGGAGUAAAAUGAGGUUUCAGCAGCGCAUCCAGGGUCUGGGAACACACAGGAGGGACAUGGGGGGCGGGGGGAAGCGCGGCCAGUUUCCUUGCAGGUACCAGUCUUGUUCUCCUUUAACGCUGUAUUGUAUACAUUUGACAGCACAGCUUGACAAUUUAAGUAAUAAUCAAAGUGUUUGGUAAUAAUGCAUUAUUUUGCUAAAUGAGAUUUGUGAUGGUUUCCCUAGUGCAUUGUAAAGAGGGAUGGAGGGAAACUUCCGCUGCCCUGCCCGCCUCCCUCCCCAGCCUCGGCACUUGGUGCCCCCAUGCCCGGCGUGGCAGCGGGGGCUUCCCCAGCCCCCCCACGGACCUUUAUGCCAAAGUUGGACCAUUCCCGCUUCGCGUUCUGUUCGGCGCCCGGCAUCCGUUUGGUGUAGCUCUCACCAAGCAGCGACUUUUUCGGCUCCCCCCCCCCUAAAGCUGUUCAUCUUGGUUUGGAAUAAGCAGGCCCCGGACCACCCGUCCCUCUGCUCCCCCUCCAGAAGGAAGUUUCUCUCCGCCCCCUUGGUCCAAAGCACUUGCUUCAAGUAAUAAGCACUUUUGUUAAAGCAUGAGUCUGGAUUCCCUUUAGCAUCCCACGGGAUAGAGAGCAGCAAGAGCGGAAGGGAUAAGAGAGUGUCUUUGGUUUUAUCUUUUAAUUUUUAAUUAAAAAAAAAAAGUUUGUUUCUAGGGAAUGAAUGAACAAAGGGAAGUUGUGUUUUGAGAGAGAAAAAAAAACAAAAAACAGCACAAAUACAUUUCAACUCAAAAGGUGUAUUUGCACUGCCAUUGCUAGACAAAUGGGCUGCGAGAGCUGCGGUCCGACUGAGCCAUAUAAACUGCUGACAAACACUGAAUGUAACCUCCUUGACGAGGGCAGUCCAGGGAAGCUACAAUUGGCUUUAUUCUUUGACGGGCACUUCAAUGAGUUCAAAAAGAACCUAACGAUGAUGAGGAGAAGGUUGGUGUUUUUGUUGUUGUUGCUGUUCCUGAGCUGCAGGCGAGUUGAAUUUAUUUUCUUUAGGAAGAUGUAACAGCCCUGUCCCUCCUGCCCCAACCCAGUCCCCAACGAAGUCAGAGCCCUUGACCAAAAGCGAGAUGCAGAUGCGCAGUCCCUGGCCCUGCCACCCACAUCCCAGGGCUGGAAUCUGGCAGAUCUGAAAGUAGCACUAAAAACAAAGCUAAAUCUCCUAAAAGAAAAAAAAAAAAGG
This is a messenger RNA of Cygnus atratus (black swan), 7355 nucleotides long. It is a transcript of the gene ANKRD52, whose product is annotated as ankyrin repeat domain 52. The record is from RefSeq and is a predicted model, not a curated record. The transcript has 28 exons. The coding region runs from base 111 to 3332 and encodes 1073 amino acids. Gene Ontology annotation, molecular function: protein binding. NCBI's taxonomy places the organism in Eukaryota, Metazoa, Chordata, Aves, Anseriformes, Anatidae.